UCGGUACUUUGCGUCGGCGGCAAUUCAGGCGGAACACAACAAGUCCAAGUUCCAUAGACGAAGGACGAAGGAGUUUGCCAAGGGGGUGAAGCCGCAUUGUCAGGAGGAUGCAGAGCUAGCAGCAGGCAUGGGAAAGACAGACAAUGGGCCUCGAUUGAGAUCAGCAGCAUCAGCAGCACAACCACCACCUACUGCCAUGAUGCAAUGA
Molecule: messenger RNA, 208 nt
Organism: Closterium sp. Yama58-4
Lineage: Eukaryota; Viridiplantae; Streptophyta; Zygnematophyceae; Desmidiales; Closteriaceae
Source: the annotation of a GenBank genome assembly